CGAGGGACGCGGUGCGCGCCGUGUGCGGGCGGGGCGGCGGCAGCGGAGGGACAGAGGAGAGGAGCGGGGCGGGAGCGGGAGCGGGGCUCCAGGGGGGGAAUGCGGCUCCGGUAGCGCUCCGGGCCGGGCCCGACGGCAGCGCCGAUCGCAGCCGGGGGCAGCUCAGCCCGCGUCACCGCAGGCGACCCUGCCAGCGGCGGACACGCCGUCCUGUCAGAGCCUAACGGAGAUGUUGGUGUAACGCGAGUGAACGGAUACUUGCAGCAGAAAUUCCCUAAAAUAAAUGACAAAACGUUGUCUCGCUGUAUCCGCGGUGCAGCACAGCAGCACUCCGGCGCGUUUCACUCUGGCUCUCCCUCCCCUGGCGGCGCUUCGUGCCCGCCGGGAGCUCGCGCUCGGCCUCCGCUCCUCCGUGCCGCCGGGGGGCGCUGCGCUGUGCGGGUGGCGCUCUAGCGUCUCUCGGUGGUGGUGGGCGGGGCGCGGCUUUGAGGCGGCACUCUGCGGAGCUGCUGGGGGGGGAGUUUGGUUCUGUCAGGGAUCGGUCUCGCGGUGUGAGGGGACGCGCGGAGGCCGCGGCGCUCCGGUGAGGGCAGAGGCCGAGGGGAGGGGCCACGGGGCUCUGUGAGGCUCCCCUCAGCUGGAGGCGGUGCGGCGGCCUCGGUCGUGGGUGAGGGCUGGUAGCUCUGGAGAUACGGGUCGGCUCCCUGCAGUUCUCGGCAGUUUGUCCAGAAGCACAAAAAGCGUUUAGAUCCUAGUUCUUCUCUGCCAUAAGGAAUUUCGUGCACGCGAAGAGCGGCUGUGGGUGCUCCAUCCUUGAAGUGCCUGAGGCUGUUGGGCCCUGGGCGGCCGGUCUGGUGGGGAGCAGCCUACCCACUACACAGCGUGGGCUGGGGGGCUGCAGGGGCCCUUCCAACCCAUUCUAUGGUCCUACGAACUCAGAGUGUCUGCAGUGAGAUGUUCUUCUGUCACACCUUAAACCUUACAUGUUGAAAUUUACCAGCUGGUUGCUGGCUGUGAGCUCGGGGGGUUGUACAGAGCCUUAGUUUCUCUGAAGCCUUUGGCAGGUGCAAUGCUCUGUAUGCAGAAGUUUUUGCUGGAGCUGGGUGGAAUUGACUGCUUUAUUCAUUUUCUUGUGUUUAUGGAUGCUAGAGGUUUAAGAAAAAACAGAGUCUGUUUGGUUAGGUACUGAUUUUCUAUUCCUUGAUUGGCCCUAUGGUCAUCUGCUCCACUUUACACCAUCUUUCCAGCACAGCUUUACCUAGGCACAGCUUCUGUCUUAGGCGUCACACAGUUAUGGCUGUUUAUUGCCUAAGAUCUGUUAGCAUAGCAUCAUUCAGAUCAGCAGGGCUGCGAGUGUGCAUGUGGAUGCUUUCCAUGUUCAACGUCUAGAAAUGUAUUAUGCUCUUUGUAUAUUCAGGUGAGGUGAGUGGAACUCCUGUCAUUCUGCAGAUACAAAGUACUUGGGAUGGAACACCUCCCUGUGAGGACAGGCUGAGAGCUGGGGCUCUGCAGCCCGGAGAGGAGAAGGCUCCAGGCAGACCUGAGAGCAGUCCUUCAGUAUCUAAAGAAGGAAGUCUAUAAGAAAGAAGGGGACAGACACUUUAGCAGGAUCCAGUGUGAUGGGACAAGGGGAAAUGGAUUCACACUGAAAGAUUUAGACUGGUUAUAAGUAAAAAGGUUUUUUUACAGUAAGGGUAGUGAGGCACUGGCAUAGGUUGCCCAGAGAGGUGGUGGUGCCCCAUCCCUGGAAACACCCAAGGUCAGGGGGACGUGGCUCAGACAGCCUGAUCAGCUGUGGGUGUCCCUGUGCAUUGCAGGGGAGUAGGACUGGAUGAACUUCAAAGAUCCCUCCCGACUCAAAGGAUUCUAUGAGUCUUGGUGUCUGUCAUUUAGCAUAAAUCCAUCUGAUGGAUUGUUCACAAAUAACCAGAACAAAUUUCUUUAUCCGAAGCUAACAUACAACAGCUCGGUGCAGCAAGUAUAUUUAUUUACUGCAGACUUGGGACUGUAGCAAAAUGGAGAAAUUCAAAAGGAGAUUAAAACCUGUAAAGGUCCGUGUAAUCCAACAGCUGCCUAGGCCUGAAAUACACACAACUGGACAGUCUGUUGCUCACCAAUCUGUCAGACAGUUUCAGGACAGAUGUGAUGACAAUCUGGAUCGAGCUGGGCAUGCCCCGCGGAGGGGAAGAAGGUUAAAAGAAUUCCAAAUCAGUUACCUAGAAAGGAAGUUCUUCUAUCUCUGGGCAAAAAAGACAUUUGGACAAGUUCUCCCUUCCAAAGCCAGAUGCCUUUAUGAGCAGAAGAUUCUUCAAAACACUUUCAGUGUGUGGAGGGAAUGGUGGAGUGUUUGCAGAGAAAGACAGCUCAGCCUCAGAGCAGAGAGCCAUUACAGGCACUUACUCCACGGUUCGAUAUUCAGGGCUUGGAGAGCUUAUGUGUGCCAGCAACAAGGAAAGAGGAACAAAUACUAUGUUGCAGAGUCUCGUGCAAGGAAGCAAAAACUGCUCAGCACCUGGCAGCACUGGCUGAUUUAUGUUGAUGUCCAAAGGACAAAACAAAGGAUGCAGUCUGUGGCAGUGGCAUUCAGCAUGUCAUGGGCAGUGUGGAGAAGGCGAUGCUGUCAGAUCUGUACUGGACGUAAAAUGAAUAUUUUGGCUCUGCAGCAUUGGGCCCAGAGCCUGCAAUUUCGAGCUUGGUUGCAGUGGCGAGAUCUAUAUUUAAACAGCCAGAAUGACAAGCAGAAGGAGACUAGGGCAGUAACUCACCAUGUGCAUUGGGAAUUGAAGAGGUGCAUGGAAGCAUGGCUGGAAUACGUGAAUGUCCGCAGGGAAAAGAACCGCCAGAAUGAGCUAGCUCAAGAGCGUCACCGAGGCAGGGUAGUCCGGCAGUGUUUCUCGGAUUGGCGUCUGUCAUGUGAGUGCAGGAGAAGAGUGUAUGCUCACCAAAAGAAUCUUGAAAAACUGUCAGCAAGGCUUACCUUAUGGAGAGCCUUUGCACACUGGAAGCAUUAUGUUGUUCUGUGUGUGGAAGAGACUCUGCAAUGUGAGCUGGCUGAAAAGCACCGCAGACAUCAUCUGUUGAAGUUUGGGUUUAAGGGUCUUCAGCAGAAUAUCAAGAACAGUCAUCUUCAUCAAAUGAGAAAAAAUCUGUCGUUCCACCAGCACCGAGUUACCGUGCUGCAGAAGUUCUGGAACCGUUGGACGUCCCGUUUGGAAGAGAAGGAGGAACAACAACAGCAGGCCUUAACAUCUAUGGCUCACGCCCAUUACAGGAGGGUGUUGAUGAGGCACAUAUUUGAUGUGUGGUUGGUGAAGGCGUGCAAGCAGCAAGAAUACAGAAUGGGAGAGAACAGGGCUGUACUUCAUUUUGAAAGGCAACUUUUGGCUUCUUCCUGGUGCUUUUGGCGUAAAAGAACAGCUGCACAUCUGGAAGAGCAAGAGGACUUGGCUCGUGCAAGAGAUCACUACAGGAACAUGCUUCUGCUGAAUGCUUUCUCUCUGUGGAAGCAAAAUACUCAGGAGAGAAAAAUGGAGAAGCUCAAAGAGAUGCAAGCCUUAAGAUUUCACUAUACAAAGUGUCUGCAGCAAUCUUGGAACAAGUGGAGAAAGUAUGUGGGACAUCAGUGCGAGAAAUGGAGGAAGCUGGUGCAAGCAGACAAGCAUUAUCAGCACUCACUACUGGGCAAGACGUUGGCAGCCUGGAAGAGUUAUCAAAAUAACGUUCACUGCAUUCUGUACCAAGUAGCUGAAAAGGAGGAACAGCACAAUAGAUUACUGCUGUGGCAGUUUCUGUAUAUGUGGAGAGAAAAUGCCCUUGCUCUUAUACAUGAAAGAAAGGUGACUACUCAAGCAGAUGAGCACUACCAGAGAGCAAUCCUGAUAAAGGUGCUGCUGCAGUGGAGGUGUGCUGCCUCACUACAGGUGUAUCACCGUCAGCAGAAGGUGACAGCUGUGAUGGAGGCCAGAAAACAUUUGGAUAUGGUGCGUUUACAGACCCUGUUUCUUCGCUGGAAGGAAUUCACUAGGGAGUCUCUGAUGCUGAAAGUUCAGCAGCACAGAGCAGUGCAGCACCAUCAGCAGCAUCUACUGCAGAAUUACCUGGAAAAAUGGAAGAAAUACCAUCAGUGGUGCAUUGAGAAGAUGCUACUGCAGAGAAAAGGAGGACAGCUAAUGACUCAUAGACUUCGCUCUACUUUCUUUUCGUGCUGGAAGGCACGGCUGUUGCAGCAGCAAUGGGAAAAGCAGAAGACAGUGCAAGCAUUGUGGCACUGGUCCCUUUCACUGCAGAGGAAGGUAUUCAGCGCUUGGCUGAGAUUUGCCCAAGGGCAACUGUGGAACAAAGAACGCAUUGAAAAAGCCAAAGAGGUUUAUCGUGCUGCCCUCCUGAGAGAAGGUGUAACCAGGAUUUUGAGGUACACUGCUGGCAUGAAACAAUUGCGGGGAGAACUCCAAGCCCAGAACCAAAUGAAGGCAGCCUACAAUCUUCACCAGUCAGUCUAUCGCUGUGCAAUGCUCUGGAAACAGAAGGCUCUCUACAAGAAAUUAAAUAAGCCUCGUUCUUUCCUGCCACCUCUGAAGAAGCAAGUGACAUUUGAAAUACCUGAUGGUAGCCUUGAAACAAGAGGAUGUUCAGCAGAGGAAAAGCUGUGGCCUUCAAAAUGCGGUGAUCUACCAUUCCUAGUUGCUGGUAGUAACUCAGUUCUCAGUGAGCUAGAGGUUGUUCGGCGAGCGAGAUUACCACCACGAAGACCUGACUUCCUUGUAGAAUCUCUAGAAAGCAAGGAACUGCUGGGAACUCCUUUUUCCAGAUCAGAGAUGCCUGUUCAGCCAACAGAUGUGAACAAGCGUUCUUCUCGGACUGGGAACUUAAUGUUAGCAAUGGAAAUGGAAGAAAACACCUGUAAAUGGCUCUCUCAACUGGGCAGUACCACUCACUGCUACUCUUCUCUGACACAUGCUGCUCUCCCAUCUGUACCAUCAAGGACAAGUGAUGUGCGCCGUGCUGUUCAGAAGCCGGAGUUAUGGUCUCCUUCAUUUUUCAUGCCCCAGGUGAAAGCUGGAGCAGAAAUGAAAGGAGGUCAGCCUGUGCAUGGUCAGAGAGGAGCCCAUUCCCAAGCCCGUCAACAGAGAAAAGACUUGGAGAAGUUGCAACCAAACUUACAGCCACAUUUGCUGUCACCUGAAGACUUGCUGAGAAAACAGAGUCACCAAAAUGCAGCUCAAUUGGAAGAAAGAGAGCGCAGUUCCAGAGAAGAAAUGGUGUUACAGAGAAAGCUGGAAGCGGAGCUCCAGAGCAUCCAACAGCAAAUGCAGUACUACUUCAGCAGGAAGCAAGAACUCAAGUCCUGUCAGCAGCAGGCACGGAUUCUACAUAAGUGGCUAGAAAGGAGCGCACAACCACAGGACCAAGACGGUGUACAAAAGGUUCAGGAAGAAUUGGACCAGUUGGAGGUGAGGAUCAGCGCUCUCACCAAAGCACAAUGCCAAGAGAGACAUCACGUGCAGAACCUGGUUGCUCGCCUCCAUGAUAUUCAGGUUGCUCUGGAUACGUAAACUCAUGUAAACCCAACUUCUAGCUGCUGAGUAGGAAUGUCUGUGGUUUUCACCCCUUUCGGAGCAGGAGAGGAUGGAAAGAGAUGUAUACAUUCUCUUAGUCCAGGUGUGGUAUUUCUAUUUUAUAAACUAACUUAAAUAUU
Molecule: messenger RNA, 5695 nt
Organism: Numida meleagris (helmeted guineafowl)
Lineage: Eukaryota; Metazoa; Chordata; Aves; Galliformes; Numididae
Gene: SFI1
Product: SFI1 centrin binding protein
Exons: 30
Coding region: 2016-5552 (1178 amino acids)
Molecular function (GO): phosphatase binding
Source: RefSeq, a predicted model, not a curated record